Molecule: messenger RNA, 2122 nt
Organism: Athene cunicularia (burrowing owl)
Lineage: Eukaryota; Metazoa; Chordata; Aves; Strigiformes; Strigidae
Gene: ZCCHC7
Product: zinc finger CCHC-type containing 7
Exons: 10
Coding region: 243-1970 (575 amino acids)
Molecular function (GO): nucleic acid binding; zinc ion binding
Source: RefSeq, a predicted model, not a curated record
AAAAAACCUUCCAAAAGGCUUGAAGUAAACUUCGAAUAUUUUGUUAUUUUUCAGGGUUUGGGUGUGGAAGAUAUUUUCCUGUGAUCUCCUGAAGUGGCCUGCCAUAUGUGCUGAGCGAGGGGAAGAGCCCUUUGUCAUUCCAGUCCUGUGUGCACCUGGGAGGAGGAGGAGGAGGAGGAGCUGCUGCUAGACCUGAGCUGCUGGCGAGGGUUGAUCAAGAUACAGACUGUUUGGUUUCCAGAAUGUUUGCUGAGUAUGAAGACAGGGAGGAUACUGAAAUGUAUGAAGAUGAACUUUAUCGUGAGGAGUCAUCCAGUGAGCAGAGUGUUGACACUGAGGUGGAGUUUCAUCUCUACAGCCAGAUCCACUAUUCCCAAAACCUUGGAGAAAUCAGCAACCUGGAAACGGGUGAAGCAUCUGAUGUAGCAGGAGUCACGGGCCAUCGUUCAGCUCUAACUGAGAAACAGCCUGAAGACAAGACCAUCACUGAAAUCAUUGAUUGUGAUGCUCAGCUCUCCGAUGAUGACCCUGAGGUCAUCGUCCUGUCCGACACACCGGAUGAAGACAGUGUUUACAAAAGCAAAGCCAAGAAGUCAGCAAAGUCCUUAGCACAAGGGGACACACGCAGCCGUCCAGGAUCUUCCACCCCAGAUUAUGCCAGGGCUGCUGGAGGUAACGCCCUGUACCCUGCUGGGCUGGGCAUGGACAUUUCGAGGCCGAGGAAGAGCACUGCUGGGAAGGUGGACCCGGCAAGUUCUGCCAGAGCUCAUGGCAUCCAAGAUGUGUUGGUGAUAAACGACAGCUCGGAGGAGGACAGCGUGGUAUCCGAAAGUGAUAAUGUCGAGAGCUGGAUGAUUUUGGGAACCAGUGCUGAUGACAGAGAUGAAGAUAUAAUUUUGAACCUUGAAGGCUGUGCAACCCCUGUCAGUGAAGGAGAAGAUGUGGACUGGUCCAUCUGUAAUAAGGACUUAGAGGCACAGAUCUCCAACUAUGCGAGGGUGAAGCACACCAGUACGCGAUACUACACCGCUGAUAAAAACGUCACCUGUAGGAAUUGCAGCAGACCAGGUCAUUUGUCCAAGAACUGUCCUACCCCAAAGAAAGUUCCCCCUUGCUGCGGGUGUGCAGAGAGAGGUCAUCUAUACAACAGCUGCCCGGCACGUUUUUGUCUGAACUGCUGCUUGCCUGGCCACUAUUUCAAGGAAUGUCUGGAGAGACCCUAUUGGAAUAAAGAGUGCAACCGCUGUGGUAUGAAGGGGCAUUAUGCUGAUGCUUGCCCAGAAAUAUGGAGGCAGUAUCACCUAACAACGAAGCCGGGGCCCAUCAAGGCAGUGGGUCUGCACAAGAGGCGCUCUGCCUCAGGGUACUGCUACAACUGCUCCCGGAAAGGACAUUUUGGAUAUGAGUGCUCAGAGAAGAGGAUGCACGGGAGCAUGUUCCCUACGUCUCCAUUCAUCCACUGCUACGAUGAUGAGUUUGAAAUCAAGAGAAGGGAGAACAGAUUGAAAAGAAAGGUUGCAGAGAUGCAGGAGGCCGGCCUGCUGCCACAGCAGCCAGAGACACCAUGGUGGGAAGAAACACAUGAGGGGCACAGCUACAAGAAAAAGAGCAAGCAUGGGAAAGAGUAUGGGAAACACAGCAAAGACAAGGAGCGUCACAAAAAGAUGAAGAUGUCCCAGGCAGAGACGCACAAAGAAAAGAAACACAGAAGGCAUGUUGAAAUCGGCCACAAUUUGGAGGAGAACUUCCUCAGAGGGUCCAAAAGGCAGGCGUGUAAGGGCAGCAAAACCCGCCACAGGUCCAAUUUCAAGGCGUUCUCAGGCGGCAAGACUGUGCAUGUGCAGGAGCCUCUGGAAGGUGCUAAAAGGAAGAAGAAAUGGAAAAAGCAGAAAGACGAUAGUCCUGAUAUCAACGAGAAUUUAUUCCUCAUAAAACAGAGGGGGAAGAAGUCCAAGCAGAAGUCCUGGUGAUGCGGCUGUGGACUCUGGCGUGUGCUGACUCCGGCUCUGUCCUGUCCCUCUCGUAGCGCGCGGGACCCGCGCCCAUCCCUGCCCCGCCGGAGCGCGGUGUCACCAGCACCAGGGCUGCACUCUGUGGCCCCAGAUGUAAUUGGCUGUAAGAU